Messenger RNA from Nymphaea colorata (pocket water lily), 2116 nucleotides. Its product is annotated as phospholipase A1-Igamma1, chloroplastic-like. Gene Ontology annotation, biological process: lipid metabolic process. The record is from RefSeq and is a predicted model, not a curated record. Bases 552 to 2009 code for a protein of 485 amino acids. Gene Ontology annotation, molecular function: glycerophospholipase activity. NCBI's taxonomy places the organism in Eukaryota, Viridiplantae, Streptophyta, Magnoliopsida, Nymphaeales, Nymphaeaceae. The transcript has a single exon.
UAAAGAAAACAAACACUUGCCGUCAACACUAGGUUAUUAAUAGUUUAAGCUAAAGUUAAUGUUAACAAAAGAUAAAAUACGCUUAGUAAAGCUAAUAGUGAGCUGGGUAGAUUGUGUUAUGUAAGGUUUCCUAAGAGCUAUAUCUAUUAAUAUCAAUACAUGAUUAAUUUUACCUAGAUAGAUAUUAAACUAGUCCUUUUAUUUACAUUUAAAAUGAUGAUGUGAUAUAAUGUGAAAAGGGGCUUCAAGGAAAACCUGGUCAUACUAAUGAAAUGCAGCUCCACGGUCUACGUUGCCGAUCGAACAAAAGUUCUUUCUCGACGGCCCGUCUGCCUAUAAAUUGAUGAGGCUUUAUCAGGAGCUGCUCUGCUCUGAUCUGAUCAACCAUAACCACCAUCCAUGGCUUCCUCCUCCCUUCUUCUUCUCUCUAACCAAUUGCUGCAUCCAUCGGCCACCCUCCACGACCAUCUCCACCAUGGGUUCCAACCUAGAGAGGUUCGUCUCCCCAGAAGCUCGUCCCGGAACUACUCCUGAAGCCUGACUCAAAAUCGAUGGGCUUCGUUAGACAAGUUCAGGCGGUCAAUACAGCCGAACGGCUACCCAAAUUGGAAAGGCAGGAAUCGAGAGAAGAAGACCAAGAGGAGGAAGAGCAAGAUGGAGGAAGAAUGGGAGAUUUAAAGGGAAAAGAGAAAGCGGAGCUGCGGCUUCUGGAGAGGUGGCGGGAGAUGCACGGCAGCCACGACUGGGAGGGGCUGCUGGACCCUUUGGACCCUCUUCUCCGGAAGGAGCUCAUCCGGUAUGGCGAGAUGGCGCAAGCCUGCUACGAUGGGUUCGACUUCGAUCAGUUCUCUAAGUACUGCGGCAGCUGCAAGUACAACCGGCGCUACUUUUUCGACGGCGUCGGGCUGCCGGAAUCCGGGUACGACGUCACCCGCUACCUCUAUGCGGUCUCCAACGUCAACCUCCCCAACUUCUUCAAGAAAUCGGUGUGGCCCGAGAUCUGGAGCUCCCGCGCCAACUGGAUUGGCUACGUUGCCGCGUCCAAAGACUCCUCCCACCUGGGGCGACGCGAUGUCGCGGUGGCCUGGCGGGGCACCGUCACCCGCCUCGAGUGGGUGGCCGACCUCAUGGACUUCCUCAAGCCCGUCCGCUUACCAGGCCACUCGAACCAAAACCCGGCGAUCAAAGUGGAGUCCGGGUUCUUGGACCUUUACACCGACAAGGACCCUGCUUGCCGGUUCUGCCUGUUCUCAGCCAGGGAGCAGAUUCUGACGGAGAUCAAGCGGGUGGUGGAGCAGUACAGUGGGUCUGGUGAGGACAUGAGCAUCAGCAUCACCGGACACAGCCUGGGCAGCGCGCUUGCGCUCUUAUCGGCUUACGACAUUGCCGAGAUGGGGCUGAACGUCCUCCCGGACGGCCGGACCAUACCCAUUACGGUCUUCUCCUUCUCGGGACCAAGGGUAGGGAACCGCAAGUUCAAGGAAAGGUGCGAGGAGCUUGGUAUCAAGGUCCUGCGAGUGGUCAAUGUUCAUGACACGGUGCCUAAGGUGCCCGGUCUAUUCCUGAACGAAAGGCUGCCGGCGAUGCUUCAAGGCCUGGCCGAUGCGCUGCCUUGGGGGUAUACCCAUGUGGGUACCGAGCUCAAACUCGACCAUACCAUGUCACCUUUCUUGAAGGAGACCGGGGACCCGUCAUGCUUCCAUAACCUAGAAGCCCACCUGCACCUGCUGGACGGGUACCAUGGCACGGGAAGGAGGUUCGUGCUGUCGAGUGGGCGAGACCCGGCGCUGGUGAACAAGGCGUGCGACUUCCUCAAGGAGCAUCACCUGGUGCCGCCGUUCUGGCGGCAGGACGAGAACAAGGGGAUGGUGAGGAACGGAGAUGGGAGGUGGGUGCAGCCGGAGAGGUCCAGGAUCGAUGACCUCCCACCUGAUACUCAUGACCACCUGAGGCAGAUCAGAUUGCAUCCUUCAAGCUCAAACGAGACAGUAGCGAGAGAGAGAAGGUAGUGGACCGCGGCGUUAAGGACUGGUGGUUGGAAAUUGUUGUUAUGUGAAUGUACCAACUAUGCAAUUGUUUAGUUAGCUCUCAGUAAAUACAACUGUUUGUCUUGUUA